Messenger RNA from Helicoverpa armigera (cotton bollworm), 691 nucleotides. RefSeq lists its product as uncharacterized. The coding region runs from base 151 to 660 and encodes 169 amino acids. The record is from RefSeq and is a predicted model, not a curated record. The transcript is spliced from 5 exons. NCBI's taxonomy places the organism in Eukaryota, Metazoa, Arthropoda, Insecta, Lepidoptera, Noctuidae. Gene Ontology annotation, cellular component: membrane.
UUCGUGUGCGCAAUGUCGAUACUGGCCGGUGAGCCGGUGAGUCACCGUCGUGUGGUGAUCCAGUCGCUCUGUCAUAGCGCGCUCGUGCAUACGUGCGCUUUUCACUUGUUUCACACACAUUUCCCGGCUACUGUAAACACCUGAACCAAGAUGUCUCACUCGCUGACCAUCACCCGGACCACCGUGGCCACGUCUGGUACUCCUGUGUACAUAAACAGCAGUUACCUAGGCACCACACCUGGUCUUCUGAAACUGGCCCAGUUGUUACUGGGUGCGGCUUGCGUGGGCGUGGUGGGAUACUACAUGGAUCAUGGGUACUAUAGAGGCUACUCCGGCAUCAGUGGGAAGGCAGAACUAUUCUACCUGAUCGUCGCAGUCGCCUGUCUAAUGGGCACGUUCUGUCUGAUAACAGCCUGUAUCGUCUCCCUGUCUACAGCUUCUAUUAUAUCGAAAACUAUUUAUGAGGUGAUAUAUCACGGCGUGGCGUUUAUAUUGUACUUGAGCGCUGGUAUCACACUUAUGAUAGAAGUCAAUCAUCUGAAAGAUCAAUAUAGAAGAGAUUAUGAACCUUAUUUAGCCGCAGCGAUUAUGGGUCUCGUGAUGGCGGCCCUUUACUUGCUCAGUACGUUUUUGGCAAAUCGCCAAUACAGAGGCAUUUAAAUUAUGUUAAAACUUCAAAAGAAUAACUGUA